AUGCAUUUUGUAACAUCAAAUGUUACUAGCGUCUUUUUUAUUAUUUUUUUACUUAUCUCACCAUUAAAGCUAAUUACGGCAACAACUUCGGAAAAUGAUAAGAAUAAUUCGAGUUUUCUUCAAAAAGUUUGCUCAAGACUGAAUCUUAACGAGGACCAGUGUUGUAUAUUAGGUAAAUCGAGCACAUUUCUUGGGUAUGCGGCAAUAGCAGGAGCUGUUGGCACAAUGGGUAUACCUGCUCUGCUCGGUACUAUGGGCUUUACUGCAACUGGCAUUGCUGGUGGGUCGUGGGCUGCUUGGUACCAAGCAACCUGGGGAGUAGGUACCGCCUUUUCAUGGUUGCAAAGUGUAUCGAUGACAGGUGCAGCUGCAGCGAGUGUAACCAAAAUAGGUCUUCUGGCAGGUGGUAUAAAAAGUUAUUUUUUUAGUGGCGAUUGCAAAAAGAACUCGGCUGAAGAUAAUCAAUGCUCAAAAAAAUGA
Molecule: messenger RNA, 480 nt
Organism: Adineta steineri
Lineage: Eukaryota; Metazoa; Rotifera; Eurotatoria; Adinetida; Adinetidae
Source: the annotation of a GenBank genome assembly